ACGACAUGCAGCCUGAUUGGUUACCUUAUGGUAUAUGUCCGGUAUCUGCUUAUCCUCGUAGCACGUACUACGGGUGGCUGCGAUACUUGGAUAUCGUUGAGCCGUAUAUGCCAGAUCGUACUUUACGCCAGCUUGGAUUCAUUCAGGAGGUUCCCCAUCAUAUUUUGGAGCCGGAGUCUUGCUAUAGGCCUUCUGUUGGGGAUAGGUACAGGGUAGACUUCUCAUUUAUAGCACAGCGACAGACAUGGGAUUUAUUUCCACGUGCUUCACAGCUUAUGUUGGGUGGUCUGCAUAAGGCCCCACUUCCUUCGAUGGCGACAGAUGCUUACAUGCAGUGGUAUGAUGCGUACUCCCAUCGUUUCAUCAUUAACCCGACUGAGUUGCCAGAUGGUGGAGCCGGAUCAAAUUAUGUUGAGGGUUUGGUUCCAGAUCAGGUAUUAGCUUCGAUGUUCGGUAUGAUGGACCCGUUUAUUGAACGGGACACCAGUGAUCUGCCCGAUGAUUUUCGAGCAUUAUUUGAUGGACUGUUUGGGUGGUAUGAGGCAUGGAACCUUACCCGUGGUGUGGAUCGACGUCGGAGAACGUAGUCAUAUUUUGUAUUUUUAUUUGAACUAAUUAUCGAUUUAAUGAGAUUUGUAUUUUUAUUUGAACUUAUUAUUUUUCGGCUAUAGUGUAACGAUUUUA
Molecule: messenger RNA, 684 nt
Organism: Beta vulgaris subsp. vulgaris (sugar beet)
Lineage: Eukaryota; Viridiplantae; Streptophyta; Magnoliopsida; Caryophyllales; Amaranthaceae
Exons: 2
Coding region: 6-587 (193 amino acids)
Source: RefSeq, a predicted model, not a curated record